Molecule: messenger RNA, 17463 nt
Organism: Loxodonta africana (African savanna elephant)
Lineage: Eukaryota; Metazoa; Chordata; Mammalia; Proboscidea; Elephantidae
Gene: ASB1
Product: ankyrin repeat and SOCS box containing 1
Exons: 5
Coding region: 1564-2511 (315 amino acids)
Biological process (GO): protein ubiquitination; intracellular signal transduction
Cellular component (GO): ubiquitin ligase complex
Molecular function (GO): protein binding
Source: RefSeq, a predicted model, not a curated record
CCCCGGCCCCUCGGGAGCAGCCCUCGCGCUAGGUUUUCUCUCCCGCGGAGCUCGCGUGGUAACCGCCAGUCGGUUGGCCGAUGCGGACUCGAUAUGCCCCAGCUGUGGAAGUAGGACGCGGCUCGCCCUCCGCUUUGAGUGCAGCGGGCAGGUCGGUCCGCAGGGCAGGGACCGUCCCCAUCGCGCCUCCUCGGGCCAGCCCGGGGCGGGGAGCGGGGCGCAGGCGAGGGACAGCGGUAACGCCGUUCCCGGCGUGCUUGUCAGUGACACAGCAUGUCAGGGCCCUUGGCCGGCAGCAGGGGAGGCAGCCCUGGCAUAGUUUGGCUUAGAAAGCUAGAAGGGCUAACGACCACCCCCAAAAUAGCCUUCCGACCUUGGGUAUCCCUCUCGAGAUAAUCGUACUACCUAGACGUGAAUUUACCGGCGAAGGGAGCCUUUUACCCUAGGCUUUCUAUUGCAGUGCAGGGGGCUGGAGGAGGGCUGAGUCCAGGAGGGCUUCAGGGAAGUCAGGGAAGGGAAAGCCAGGGGGCCGGGGCUCUGCAGGGGGCCCGGGGCGGAGGGAAGGCCGGAGAGACUUUGUUUGCCCGGAAUCUUCCCAGGGUCUUUGCUCGUGGUCGGGAGAGGAGGGGUCCCUCUUCCCAGUGGUCUGGUCUGAUGGGAGAGUUCCCUUCUUGCCUGCUGUCUGAGCUUGUCCUCUGUACCUAAUGCCCUCACGUGCUCACCUGUGUCAUGCAAAAAUCUCGAAAAUGGGCUAUAAUGUUGACUUGGAGAGCAGUGGGAAUAGUCCUUUUCACCCAUCCAUCCGACCACAUCCAACUCACGUUUAUUGAGGACCUACUUUUGACUGGAUCCUUUUGGGGACCGGGGAUACCUCAGUUAACAGAGUGAGUAAGACAUAGUCCCAGGGUUUGGUGGUUGGUAUUGACUUUGACCCCAGGGACAGCCAGGACCCUGUGGGGUUCCAACUGUCAUCUCCUGUGAGAAUGCAAGUUGGAAUGAGAGAUGUUUAAUUGGAAAAAAGAGGCCCAGCAGCCGCUUCCAGGGCAGAGAGUCAUCCUGUGGAAGAAACACCGGCUUUGCCCUAAAUGCAGGGCUUUUUUCUAUACCCCCACGUGCUACCGGUUCGUUAGUGUGUUAAAGUUUACGUGCUAUCCUGGGGUAGUGUUGUCUUUGGAGAAGCUGGUUGGAAAAACACAAGUUUGGAAUUGUCUUUGGAGCUGGAACUGGAGGAGAGGAGCCAGCGUUGAGCUGACCAGGCAGUGUGAAAUGAAGCCAGCAAAGGGAGUCCCAGAGGAGAACGCCGCAAAAGCUCCUCGAAUCCUAUGUACCUGUUAAUUAUUGUCCAUGCCUUCUGCAUCUUCCUUACCCCCACUUUGAACUUCCCCUCCACAGUAAUUGUGAUUACGGAGUGAUUACAGGGUGUGGCUAAGAGCUUGGGUCAGCAGUUUGAAUCCCCAGCCGCCCCGUGGAAGCCCUGUGAGGCAGUUCUUCUUUGUAGGGCUGCAGCGAGUCAGAGUUGGUUUGGUUUUUUGUAUAGGGUGGUGCAAAUGGUAGUCUGCCCAGAUGUGCUUCGGAAGAAAGGCCUGUCGUUCUACUGCUGAAAACCCUGUGGAGCAGAGUUCUGCAGUGACACAUGUGGGGUCGCUGCGAGUUGACGUCGACUUGACUGAAAGCGGUCCUAAUCUGAAGGAGUGGCUGAGGGAGCAGUUUUGUGAUCACCCUCUCGAGCACUGUGAGGACACAAGGCUGCAUGAUGCAGCCUACGUUGGGGACCUGCAGACCCUCAGGAGCCUGUUGCAAGAGGAGAGCUACCGGAGCCGUAUCAAUGAGAAGUCUGUCUGGUGCUGCGGCUGGCUACCCUGCACACCACUGCGGAUCGCGGCCACCGCCGGCCACGGGAACUGUGUAGACUUCCUCAUCCGGAAGGGGGCAGAGGUCGACCUGGUGGACGUCAAGGGGCAGACUGCCUUGUAUGUAGCUGUGGUGAACGGGCACCUGGAGUGCGCCCAGAUCCUCCUGGAAGCUGGCGCAGACCCCAAUGGCAGCCGGCACCACCGUAGCACCCCGGUCUACCACGCCGCACGUGUGGGCAGGGCCGACAUCCUGAAGGCGCUCAUCAGAUACGGGGCCGACGUUGACGUCAACCACCACCUGACUCCCGAGGUCCGGCCCCCGUUCUCCCGAAGGCUCACCUCCCUGGUAGUCUGCCCCCUGUACAUCAGUGCUGCCUACCACAACCUCCAGUGCUUCAAGCUGCUCCUUCAGGCAGGGGCGAACCCCGACUUCAACUGCAACGGUCCUGUCAACACGCAGGGCUUCUACCGGGGCUCGCCCGGAUGCGUCAUGGACGCUGUGCUGCGCCACGGCUGCGAGGCAGCCUUUGUGAGCCUGCUGGUGGAGUUCGGAGCCAACCUGAGCCUGGUGAAGUGGGAGUCCCUGGGCCCAGAGUCGAGGGGCCGGAGGAAGGUGGACCCUGAGGCCCUGCAGGUCUUUAAAGAAGCCCGAAGAUGAAGCAAAACCCUGCCUCAGCUCUGGAACUUGCUGCAGCUCAUUAGUGGAACAUCUCCCUGGAUCCCUCACAGGGCAGCUGCGUCUGUUAACCCAAAUGACGGCACUUCUCUCACAUCAAAGCCAAUGUUCCCGCAACAGGAGCAGAGACUCACUGGGAAAGAAUUCCCAUCUUGUCGGAGGUCCAGGAAGGGCUGACAUGAAUAUGACAUGGUUCCAUCAGAAUCCUUCAGGAUCGCACUAGUUUCCAUGGAACUAAACGUCUGUUAUGGAUUGAAUUUUGUCCCCCUAAAAAUAUGCACUGUAAAUUCUAAUGCCUAUGGUUCAGAGCUCAGGCUGCUAACCAAAAAAGUCAGCAGUUCAAAUCUACCAGCCACUCCUUGGAAAUCCUAAGGGGCAGUUCUGCUCUGUCCUAUAGGGUCGCUAUGAGUCAGAAUUGACUAGAAGGCAAUACUUUUGUUGUUUAUACUUGUGGUUAUAAUCCCAUUUGGAUAUGGAUUUUCUUUGUUAUGUUAAUGAGGCAGUAUUAUCGUAAGGUGUGUUUUAAGUCAAUCUCUUCUGAGAUAUAAAAAGAGCAGAUUGAGCAAGCAACCAAGCAAACAAGCAAACAAGAGGGAAGACAGAUGCCUUACCAUGUGAAGAUCGCCAAGGAACCAAGGAACAAGGACCUUCCCCCAUAGCUGACAGAGAAAGAAAGCCUUCCUCUAGAGCCAGCACCCCGAAUUCAAGCUUCCAGCUCACUUAACUGUGAGAAUAUGAAAUGUCUGUCUGUUAAAGGCACCACUUGUGGUAUUCCCGUUAGAGCACUAGAUAACGAAGUGUCCUCUUAGACUCAGGAGGUUUAAGGGAACAAUCCGCCAGACGUAUGUGGUGGGAUAAUGGUCAGCAUCUUCUUGUAAAAGUGCAGCAAACCUACAAAAGCUGCUGAGCAUGGGGCAGGGGUCGUCUGGGUGCCCAGUGAGGGGGGAAGGAGGAGGCACAUGCUUUAAUUAGACUUGGACUUUGCUGGGACGAGUCUGCAUCUGAUUUUCACUCAGAGCACUUCUGCCUCCUCAGGCAAACAGCGGACUGAACACUUGAUGUCAGCACACGCUUCACACACACACCAUGUAUUCACUUCCAUAGGCAUGCACGUGCACACACGGGGACCCACACGCAUUCCCUGACUUGCCAUGUGUGGGGCAGAUUCCAGCUCCCCCUUUCCCGCUCUCUUUGUGAUAGGAGGCAGGGCUGAGUCCUCUCUUUGUUUAUUUGUACAGGGAGGAAUUCAUCAAUUAAAUGUCUAGCUUUGAGGUCUGGCCUAUCAGGAGCGAUUCCUGUAAGGCUAACUCAUUCCUUUAAUCUCCAUCCUGGGCCUCUCUUUGCUGUUCUUCAAUUAACAGUAUUUGGACAAUUACCCCACUGCUUUUACUAUGCAGAGGGAGCAAAGGAAAAGUUGGGGUGCUCUCAUCAGUCUGCAUGGGCUCCUGCUGGCUGUGGGGUUGGGUUUGCUGCCUGGGGUGCCCCUGCCCCACCCAGGGAGGCUGCACCAGCUGCAGUAGUUGGGGUGUUGAGUCUGGAGGUUCCUGACGAGUACCUACCACUGUGGCUCUUGCUCAGUGUUCAGUCCUGGGCCCCUCUGGUGAUCUGUUGAAAACCACAGAGCCUCUUUCUGGGAGUGUGUGCAUAUAUGCGUGCACACACACAAACGCGUGCGCACAACUUCUGGUAUAUGGUCCGGCCCCACUAUUGAAGACCAGGAAGCUGAGCCCCAGAGUGGGUCAUUUGCCCCUUGGUGAUUAGAGAUGGGUCUGGAUGCCGUCUUGGGUUCAUGCCGGGAGUCUGCCCUCCCCUGGCCCAGGUUUUCCCUCUGAACCAGAGAUAUCUUUGCUUGCUGCCAUUCAAGCAGCCUGGAUUGUGCAUCUCUGGAGGCUGGUUCAGCCCCUGGAGAAAGGUCAUGGGGAGGGGUCUCCCCAGGUGAGGUCUGGCCUGAAGAUUGUCCCAGAGGCCCACCCUUCCAUUCACAUUGUCUCACUCACCUGUGACCCUGCCCUCUGGGGCCCAGCCUCCAGCCCCCUAGCCCCAGAGGUGACCCCAGCAGCAGGCUGACGGGCCUAUGGUGUGCUUCCCUCGGUUCCUGCCUGUCUUCAUGGAGCCCACAGGGACAAGCACAUUCUUUAGGCCCUUCUGGAGGUGCAGUGUUUUACCAGGCAGCCAUAGGGCCUCAUUCAAGUCUCAUGAUAACCAUUUGGAGAAACAGGCUCAGAAAGGACAAACCCAUGUGGUAAAGCUGGGACUGGGAUUCCAGGAGCCCUGCUCCCUCCCCCCAUGGGACACAAUUGAAAAGUCACACAGCAGGGAUGUGGUACACAUGCUGUCCUGCACCUACAGACCAUCAUGGGAGAAGAGGGGCAGGAAGGGGUGUGGCCGCACGUACUGGCUUCUGCUCUUCCUCUUCUUUCUCCACCUUCGACUGACUCCUGCAUGGUCAACUUGAGUGAAUGAAUGAAUGAAUGAGUGCAGCCAAGGCUCCUGCUGACCUGCUCUGCCAUUGCUGACCUCAGACAAGAAUGAGAAGACAUCAAGGGUCCACAGGAGACAAGAGAGGGAGCAGCUGGGUGGCUCUUCCUCCUGGGAUUGCCAGUGGAUCCCCAGGGCACUCCCUGGCUGGAUUCCUGCCUUCCUCCAUCAAAGUAAUGGCUUGUUAGUACCAGCAUUGGGAAGACAGGCUGGACGGGAAGCCAGCCUCACUGUGAAGCUCCAGCUCCGGGCCUCUUUGUUUCUCUGCUUCUUCCAAAGUGGCAAAAGAUCAAGGCCCUGAGCUUGAAAUAACAAGAGGGAAAUAGUUUGCAGACCUGCAUCUGGAGGCCAGAGGGGCUUUAAUCGUGGUGCUCGCAAGAGCGCGGGGAGGGCGGGUUUGGAUCACUGGUUCAUAAACUCAUCUCUGUGGCUUCACACGGCAAACUCAAGAGAGGCCCCGUCCCAGGCUUGGAUGUGGCCCUGGCACAAAGCUUCCUCUCUGGUUAAUGAGACAAGGCACACCUGUCUGCUGAGUGCCACGCCCAGCCCGUGUCUCCCGGCAGGUCCCGGCCUCCUUACCCUGCAUUUCAGCGUCUCUGACGCCAUGAAGACACCCCUUCUUAGGUACAGACCCUGUGACCUUCAGCUGAAUCCUCCAGGCAUCGGCUUUAAUUCAGGCCUGCUGUGGAGUCCCUGGGUGAUGCAAAUGGUUAAUGCGCUCGGCUGCUAACCAAAAGAUUGGGGGUUGGAGUCUACCCAGAGGUGCCUCAGAAGACAGGCUUGAUGAUCUACUUCUGAAAAAAUCAGCCAUUGAAAACCCUAUGGAGCAGUUCUACUCUGAUACACAUGGGGUCACCCUGAGUCGGGGGUGACUCGGCAGCAGCUGGUUAUUGGUAGGGUCAACUGCAGGGUUGCCGUGGUCUGCCUGUUGACAUAUGCUGACAUACGUCUGCAGUUUACUCGAGGCUGAGAAAAGCCCAGAGUACCCCUGAUGUCCCUUGAAGCCAAAACAGGCCUUGUCCUGGGGGAAAGGGGAACUUGCAGGGCAUCACCAUGCCGUGGUUGGGGUGACGGGAGCCUCCAGGGUGUCAUACUCUGGAUAAAGAAGCCUGUCACUUUUCCGUUUGUCUUUGGAUCUGCAACUUUUGGAGAUCUUCCCAACCAUGAGUUUACCUAGCACAUGAUUCUCCAGCCUGAGGCCUUCUGCUUAUAAUCAGUGACAGAAUUGAGAAGGGGGCCCACAGAUCUCAGGUUCAUGGAGAGCACCUCUUUGCUUCUUGCACUCUGCACUGGCCACUACCAAAAGGGCACCCAACUCACAAGGUUGUAACGAAAACAUACCUGAGCCACGAUACACGCUGAGGUGAUAGAGUCCCAACUACCAAGUGCACCAGGGUUCCUGGGCUGCAAAGCAAAGUGACACAAGAUUGGGGCUUGUAAGAAUGGAAGUUUAUUCUCUCCUAGUUCUGGAGGCUGAGAGUCCAAAUUCAAGGUGUCAGCAGGGCCAUGCUCUCUCUGAAGGCUCUAGGGGCAGAUCCUUUCUUGUCUCUCCAGCUUCUGUAACCCCAGUGUCAUUGGCUUGCAGCUGCAGCAUAAAUCCAUCACCGUAUGGCCGUCUCCUCUGUGCCUGUGUGUCUCUAUGAGGACACCACUCAGGUGGCAUUAGGGCCUACUUUGAGGACUAAGGUGCACCUGACCCAAGCGAUGCUGUUUUCAAUUGCCUUAUAUGAAUUUGGAAGCUGGAUAAUGAAUAAGGAAGACAAAAGAAUUGACACCUUUGAAUUGUGGUGUUGGCAAAGAAUAUCGAAUAUACCAUGGACUGCCAAAAGAACAAACAAGUCUGUGUUGGAAGAAGUACAGCCAGAAUGCUUCUUAGAAGUGAGGAUGGCAAGACUUCAUCCCACAUACUUUGGACAUAUUGUCAGAAGGGACCAGUCCCUGGAGAAGAGCAUCAUGCUUGGUAAAGUAGAAUGUCAGAGAAAAAGAGGAAGACUCAUUGAGAUGGAUUGACACAGUGGCUGCAAAAACGGGCUCACACAUAGCAACGAUUGUGAGGAUGGUGCAGGACUGGGCAGUGUCCGUUUGUUGUACAUAGGGCCAUUAUGAGUUGGAGCUGACUUGACGGCACCUAAUAACAACUACUCUGGUAUGAACUCAUGUUGACUGAUAACAUCUUCAAAGACCCUAUUUCCAAAUAAGAUCAUGUUCACAGGUUCAAGGGUUAGGACUUCAAUAUAUCUAUGGGGCGGGUGGGGCACAAUUCAGUCUAUAACACUGAGGAUCUGUGAAUAUAGUAGGCAUGACCCGCCUGGGGUUGCAUCCUUGUAUGACCUGGGCCAGGUAACAUUUCCAUUCCUGUUUUAGGGAAGAGGAGACUGGUGUUGGGAGGAAGGCUGGUAAGUUGUUUAAGGCCACAUAGCUCCUGAGAGUCAGAGUCAAACUUGAAUCUAGACCUCCUUAACCACAAACCUGUGGGCUUUCCAGAGCCCUUCGUCUCCCAAGGUCUCAGUUAUCCAAUCUGGUCUACAUCCAUCCUUGGAGUGAAUUCUUUUCCUAAAAUACAGUGAGGACCCUAUCACCUCCCACCUCAAAAGCUGGCAACCACUUCCAUUUCUUGGGUGGGUCCUUUGGAUUGCUGGAGUGACCAAUGACCAGGGAGGCUGCAGCUGUUCAUGUAUCCAGCACUUAGUGCGAAGGUUACGACGUGGCAGAGGGAGAUGGAAUUGGUGGGGAUUGUGUGUCCUUCCACGCUGGGUCGAUAGACAAGUAUCCAGCUGUGUAGAUUCCUGAGAUGUGCUGACUGUGGUGGAGGGACGGAGUCUUGGGCCAACACAUCCAUUGAUUUGUAUGCAAAUUCAAUCAGCUGCUGCAGCCAGGGAAAGGAGAAGAAGGUGAGGUCUGAAACUAAAACCUCAUCAGGCUACAUUGACUGAGCCCUUUGCUAUUACAGAUGUCCAGAGAGACACUGACUCUUGGUUAACAUGCUGAAUAACUUCCCCAAAUCUGCUGAUAUUUUACAACAACCCUGUAAUUUCAGUUAGUGUACUAGUCACCAAUGUGAAGUUUCUGGUUAUAGAUACCAUGAUAGGGAGGGCUGUGUCAUUUGCUAAGGGUGGCAUUUCAAAUGAGUAGGGAAAAUUUAAUGCAUCAUUUUUGACAACUGUCUGUCCACAGGAAAAAUAUUGCGUAAAAAAGUGACACCCUUCCACCAUCUGUACCUUAAAAAAAAAAUUCCAGCUGGCUUAAAGAUCUAGGUGUAAGAAAGACUCUGUUGCCUGAAGGAGACAUAGGAGAAUGUUUUCGUAUUUUGCGGGUGGAGAAGAUGUUUCCAAGCAAGGCGUACAAAUAAUUGAUAUUAAGAAUGAGACAGACUAAUAGCGGUAUCUCAGAGGCUUAACCCAACAAGGUUCCUCCUCCGGCUCCAUGUUAAGCGUAGGUCAGCAGGGGCUGUGUUCCACACAGAUAUCCGGGGACCCAGGGUGAGACUCCGUCUGGGAUAUUAUAGCAGGGGAAGAGACUCUUGGAGGUCAUGCACCAGCUCUUCUAGGUUUUGGCUUAGAGUUGACACAUGUCACUUCUGCCCAAAGCCCACUGGCCAGAAUCAGUCAUGUGACCCUGCUGAACCACAAGGGGAGGGGCAAUGUGGGGAAUAAGUUGAAUGUUUAUGAACACUGCUCUCUGCCACAAACUCUAUCCUAAUACAUUAAAGUAUUGGAUGGAAUGAGAGAUUUUCUUGGGACAUGGGUCAAAAGAGAUGCUUAAGAAGAAAUGAAAAUAGAUUCUAAGAAUUACCGUCAAGAAAUGGAUUUCAUCUAGGUGGUUUUAUUGAAAGAAUAUCGAGCAUGUGUGUUCAGGGAGGAGUGGUGAGAUGUUCCCAGAAUUCCCCGGGGGCUGGGUACCAGGUGUGGAAUUAACAAACCUCAAGGGGCUCUGAGGCAGGAAGCAGGAGGUAGGACACGUCAUAACAGGACGUUAGGGGAGGAAGUGGGCCACCUGCACCUCCCUCCAGUUGUUCCAGACCUACUGAGAAUGUGCUCAGUUGGCAGAUCUGGGGGUGCCCCUGGCUGUCCCAGGCCUUGUCACUUCUGUAACAAGCUGAUUAUGCAGAAUUAUCCUCUCAGCCUGUGAACAGGGGAGAGGGCAUCCCCCAGUAAGAAACUGAGGUGCUGGUAUAGGCGCGGAAAAUGAAGCUCAGCAGUCAAAGAGGAACUAAAGGAAAGAGAGACUGACACCCAUGUGGCAUCAGCUAUUGAAACUUUGUCAGAGAAUAGGUAAGAGAUACGACGAGCUCUGAAGUCAUAUGAUGCUAACAGAAUCGCAAAGAAAAACGUUAUUAGAUGCUAUUUAUAAAGGUAUAUAUUUAAAGUGUCUCUCCGUUAAGGAUCAGAAAUGGAUAUGCUUCUAAGUUCUUAGAUUAGGUAGCUACUGUGUCGAGGCUUCCGUGUUCAUGGUGCUUUCAUAUUCAAGGCCCCACCUCAGUGCUGGGGGCCCAAUGGCUCUGAGGCGUCACAGCUGCACUUGGGGUCUAAGAGCAGAUGCGGUGUCUCACAGGGUAGAAAUGGACAAAAUGACACCAUGAUGGGUGCACCAGGUGAUGGGCCCAGAGUGCUGGUGACUCCAGAGCAAAAUGGCUGACCAUGGGAGUCAGAUUGGUAGAGAAAACAUUCCACAGAGGAGAGGUUCACUGGGACCCUUCACUAAAGUGCCCCAGGCAUCUGCCUCUUCAGAGCACCAGAAGGAAGUUGCUGGUAGACAGCCAUCAGCCGAAUGUUGAACAGAAUGGGCUGGCCUUUGGCUUAGUAGCCAUUGGUGCCUCACGGAGUGACCCAGGCCCCACUUCCCCAUCUCUCUGCUCUCCGGGGCCUCUGAACCUUUUGUGCUAUCCAAAGACCCAAUUAAAGGAAGAUAAAAGAGAAGGAUGACGGAUUCACAAAAACGCCUGCUCAGCCUGGACACCUGUGACAGGAAGGAACAUAGAAAAGGGAAGGAAACAUAGACCAGUGAUAAUGAAUACUGAUUUUUGUGCAAAUCCAGUCAGCAGCAACCUAUGAGCCAGAGCCCCUGAACGUCACUCCAAAUCAAAGCAGUGUAAAUACUGCCGCUUCAGGUCUGCCUUGAGAGGCAGCUGUCUGCCGGCACGCGGGGACUGCGGCAAGCAGCGUUCCAAAGGUGUCUGCUGCCUUCGAGUUUAUUUAUUUGCCUCACUUGAUCCCAGUUACGUUUAAGCAUGGCGUGAUUAUACAUCUCACACUGAUUUAAGACCCCGGGCCUGCAUGGUGGGCAGGGAAAAGACGAGGGGGAGGAAAAGGCUUCCUAGCUCCAUCUAAUUUAAAGCAUCUUUAGCUGAGUGGCGCAGUGAAAAGGAUGUGGCUAAAACAAAAAUCAGAGCGAGAUCAAAGGACAUGCACAAAUUUAUUCCUUCUGGAAGCAACCUCUCCUUUUUCCCUGUCUCUGCUUCUUCCCUCAUUCAAAUCCCAGGAUUCUUCUGUGGCAGAGCUCCAGGACUCCCUGGUCUCUGAGCAGAGUCCCAGUUUCAUCUUUGAUUGAUGGGGCGGCUUGCGGGAGAUCUGAGGGCCUUCGUGAUUUCACGGUGGGCACGUGAAGCGUCACAUUAAUCAGUGCUCUUUAAAAGCAGUUCAAAGACGGUCCUAGAUGCUGGUAAGACUCUUGUUUGAAGCAUGGAGCCAAGGGGCUUCGUGAUUUUAUCAACAGCCUGCAGCUUCUUUCUCCUCUCUCCAGAGCACUUCUUGCUGAGUCGUGCUGGGUGGAAUUUUACAUGCGAAUCUCACGGAGCCAAAGGAACCUGAAAGAUUGUCCAGUUCCAAACCCAUGCUUCACAUCCACAGACGCUUGAAGAGGGAAAUGGCCUACUUAGGAUCAACGGAAAGGGGCUCCUAGUCCACAGGCAGCGUGUUGCUCAGGCUUCCUGGUGGCCUGUGACAACUCAGAGGAGAUUGAGCUCAAAAGGGGAAUUUUAGCUCCUGUAAUUGGGAAGUUGAGAGGAUGAGCUCCGAGUCCAGCAGGAUCUGGGGUGCAUGCUGUUGGUUUUCCCCUUUCCCUCCAUCUCCCAUCUGUUGCAUGGUCUGCAAGCAAGAAAAGACCCCCCUGCAGCCCAGGCUGACAUCACAGCUCACAGAGCCUUUUUUUCCCUCCUCCUUCCCCUGCCCACCACACAGGCCCAAGAUCUUAAGUCAGCAUGAGAUGUAUAAUCACGCCAUGCUAAAGUGUAACUGGGAUAAAGUGAGACAAAUAAACGCACAAUCUCUCCUGAUGCACCUGUUUACCUAGUCUCAGGGCAGGACCUUUACCAGCUCUGCUUGUCACAUGCCCCGCCCUGGACCAACUAUUGUGCAGAGAGAUGGAGUUCUGUAACUGGCCAGGCUCGAUCACGUGCUCACUCCAGGCCUAGCUAAGGUGUCAGGGGACUAUGGGUGACAGUCCCAGCAAAGCCACCUGUGUGUGUGCGUGAGCAUGUGUUUGUGCGCGUAUGCAUGUGCGUGCGUGUGUUAUCUAAUUAAAAGAGGGGCCGUGGGCAGAAAAACAGCAUUCAUCAAGUGUCUGGAGAGUUACUUCCUGCACCAUCACCCAAUGGAUGGACUAUGGAACACUGAUCUGAGGAGAUGUAGUAGAUGUUAUGUGAUCAAAGGAUCUGUGAUCUAUGUAUUGGGAAGUUCUGGCUGAAGCUUGGGUGAAGCAUUUCGUUUCAUCAUGCCAAUGUGCAUUGGAAUCUCUAAGACAGGGCUAUCGAUGAGUGUUUCCCAUGUUUAUUUGACUAAGAAGCCACUUCUUAGCUAUGAGACACUGUAAGGAAAAUGAGGCUUUAGGAUAGAAAGUUUAAACUGAAAGAAACUUUAGACAUCAUAUAGCCCUUUCGGUUUACAGAUUCAUAAAGGUGAAGUUAUCUGCCUGGUGGUGCUAAGGAAGAACCCUCUCUAACAUGCACACCAGCCAGUCUGUUCUUACCCGAUGACCCGCAGUCUGACUCCAACUUGUGUAUUUGCCACUGUAGUGACUUAGCUUAUGCUGUUCCCUCUUCCUGGAAUACCUCUAUUCCCCAUCCCCACUGGCCAUUCUUCUGGGCAACUCCAACCUUCACGACUGGGUGGCCUUCUCCACCAGCUCGUACCUACAGUGGGGAGACAUGCCCUUCUGUACCAGGCCUUUCCAAACUCAUAACUGGAGCUAAGAGCUACCAAUCCCUUCCAGUGGAAAGUAAGCUCUUCAAUCUCCAAAUCUCCAGAUAGAAUAACAAUUUUAUGGCAAUUACAUUCUAACCUGUGGCAUAGACGUUUAUGUAAUUGACUUACAGCCUUUUCUAGACAAUAGACUCUUAUGCUAUAAAUGAUUUCUUCUGCUAAUCAUUUCUUCUGAGACCCCCAUUCUCAAGUCUGUAUGGGAGUGAAAGAAACAAUUCACAGUUUGGUUAGAUCAGAUGCUUUGUCUUACACUGCUUGGUAUGGGAUCUGGACAUUUCUUGGAAUCCAGUUACUUUGGGGAAGCAAUGCUGAAUUAAAUGCUUUUGAUUUUACAUGGGGUCUCUAAUAAAACUCCAGAACAAAAAUAAGGAUAAAGCAUGUCAUACAACAAAGAAAGAGCAUGGUUUUAAAGAUUAUCCAGAAAACAAAAAAUAAAAAUUUAGAUAGAAAUUAAAUGCCUUGCACCCUCAAGGAAAUUAAGAAACAUAGACCCUUUGAAAAGACAGGAAAUAUAAGAUGAAAAAGUAGAAAGAUUCUAAGGGAGCUGACAGAAGAAAGAUGUUAAAGAAGCCGAUAGGCUAUUGCAGUAAGGAGAAGUAAGACAUGGAAUAAAUACUCUAGGAAAAACAAUCAUUGGUAUUACAAAACCAAACCAAAAAUCACUAGAAUUAAAUAAAUCAGGGAGGUGCUAAAAGAUAUGAAUGGCUGGCAAUGCAGAUGCAACAUAAGGAGAAUUGGUGUGCUUGAAUAAGAGAACGGACCAACAAGAGCAGAAAUAAUAUUUUUGAAGCUAUACUAGAAGAACAUUUUUGGAACUGGAGGGAGCCCUGAAUCUACAUUUCAGUAAGUAUCAAGGUGCCUGAGAAAACAUUAACAACAACACCACCAAGACACAUCCUGGUGAAGUUUCUCCAUUUCAAUGAUGAAGAGCAGAAUCUCACAGGUAUCCAGUAAUAACAACAGGAUCAUUUAGAAAGGCAAGUAAUGAGGCUGUUGUCAGAAUUUUCUCAAUUUUGGGUGACAGAAGAUAGUGGGUCAAAAUGUACAAGUGUUGAGGGGAAGCACCUGUGAAACCAAAAAUUUUGUUUUUCCCCAGCCAUAUGCUUGUAUGUAAUGGCAGCAAAAGACAUUAUCUUCUGUAGGAGAACAGGUUACCCCUGUGUAUUCUUUCUAAAUUAAACAACAACAGCAAUGAAAACUACUCGAAGAUCUGUUGUAACCGAAUGAAAGAUGAAUGAAAGUAAUAAAUUAAAAAAUGUGAAUUCGGGAAAGAAAGGGCAGGCGGUGAGCACAGAAUCCGUGUAGACUUAGAGUUAGGUCUGAAUAAUGGAGUAAAUAUGGUUACGCAUCAGAAUAUAAAAGUUCUCUUGAUUCCUGAUCUAAUCAGGUUUCCACUUGAAUGGUGGACAUUAUAAGAUGUCAUAGAUUUUAAGAUAACCCCGAUCUCAAGAGGCUGAAAAGGAAAACAGUGCAAUUAAGAACUGAAGUUGACUACACGUCUAUUUGUGGGACAAGUCACUUAACCUUUGUCUUCCUUUAUAGACUGAGUCUUCGAGGACAGGGGCUUAUACUUUUUGUGUAUUGCUGUACCACCAGCAAGAGCAGGGUCCGGCACUUAGCAAGUGGCCAAUAAAUAUUUUUUGGAUAAAUAUUAAUAAUCUUUAGUAAAAUAAAAUCACAAUAGUUUAACUGAAUAAUGUAACGUAAUGAAAAGCUGUCAAGCCCACUUACCGAUUGUCUGCAUAAUUUAACACUAGAAAAAAAAACUUAUGGAGCACAUCAACCAAAAAUAGGUGGAUGGAAAAACAGGAAAAAUUGUAGUUAUGUUAAUUUCCUCGUGCUGUUUUUUUUCUGAAGAUAAUGCAUUCAGAAAUACAGAUUUAAGCAGUCUAUUUAAAGGUAUAAAAAUAACUACAGCUAAAACAACAACAAGAACAUUAGACUGUAUUCUUCCAAACUAUAAGAAAGGACAGAAUGAAAGAGAAGGCAAACAAUACAGCACUAUAUAUAAAGGAACAAUAUAGGAAAACUGCUAGGAAGCUGUCAGGGUUCGCACUGUGUCUGUAGAAAUGUGUGUCAACUUGGCUAGGCCAUGAUUCCCAGUACUGUGUGAUUGUCCACCAUUUUGUCAUCUGAUAUGAUUUCCCUAUGUGUUGUAAACCCUACCUCUAUGAUGUUAAUGAGGCAGGAUUAGAGGUAGUUAUGUCGGUGAUAGAAAAACUCUGGAGAUUGCAUGAUUGAGUUUUGCAAGACCAGUGACUUCUUUAUUGCAAAUACCUUUUUUCACCAACGUAAACGGCGACUAUAUACUUGGACCUCACCGGAUGGAAUGCAGAGGAAUCAAAUCGACUACAUUUGUGGAAAGAGGCAAUGGAAAAGCUCAGUAUCAUAAGUCAGAACAAGGCCAGGGGCCGAUUGUGGAAUAGACCACCAAUUGCUCAUAUGCAAGUUGAGGUUGAAGAAAAUUAGAAUAAGUCAGCGAGAGCCAAAGUACGGCCUUGAGUAUAUCUCACCUGAAUUUAGAGACCACCUCGAGAAUAGAUUUGAUGCAUUUAACACUAAUUACCAAAGAUCAGAGGAGCUGUGGAAUGACAUCAAGGACCUCAUACAUGAAGAAAGCAAGAGGUCAUUAAAAAGACUGGAAAGAAAGAAAAGACCAAAAUGGAUGUCAGAAGAGACUCUAAGACUUGCUCUUGAAUGUGGAGUAGCUAAAGUGAAAGGAAGAAAUGGUGACAUGAAAGAGCUGAAGAGAAGAUUUUGAGAAGACAAAGUAAAGUAUUAUAAUGAAAUGUGCAAAGACCUGGAGAUAGAAAACCAAAAGGGAAGAACACACUCUGUGUUUCUCAAGCUUAAAGGACAGAAGAAAAAUUCAAGUCUCAAGUUGCAAUAUUGAAGGAUUUUACAGGGAAAAUACUAAAUGAUGCAGGAAGCAUCAAAAGAAAAUGGAAAGAAUACACAGCCAUUGUACCGAAAAGAAUUGGUCGACGUUCUGUCAUUUCAGGAGGUAGCAUAUGAUCAGGAACCGAUGUCACUGAAGGAAGAGGUCCAAGCUGCACUGAAAUCAUUGGUGAAAAAGAAGGCUGCAGGAAUUGAUGGAAUAUCAGUUGCGAUGUUUCAACAAAGCGUGCAUUGCUAGAAGUGCUCACUCUUCUGUGCCAAGAAAUUUGGGAGGCAGCUACCUGGCCAACCGACUGGAAGAGAUCCAUAUUUGUGCCAGUUUCAAAGAAAGGUGAUCCAACAGAAGGCAGAAAUAAUUGAACAAUAUCAUUAAUACCAUAGACAAGUAAAACUUUGCUGAAGAUAAUUCAAGGCUGGUUGUACCAGUACAUCUCAACAGUGAACUGCCAGAAAUUCAAGGUGGAUUCAGAACAGGGAUAUCAUUGCAGAUGUCAGAUGGAUCCUGGCUGAAAGCAGAGAAUACCAGAAGGAUGUUUACCUGUGUUUUAUUGACUAUGCAAAGGCAUCUGACUGUGUGGAUCAUAACAAAUUAUGGAUAACAUUGCAAAGAAUGGGAAUUCCAGAACAUUAAUUGUGCUCAUGAGGAACCUUUACAUAGAUCAAGAGGCAGUUGUUUGGACGGAACAAGGGGAUACUGAUUGGUUUAAAGUCAGGAAAGGUGUGUGUCAGGGUUGUACCCUUUCACCAUACCUAUUCAAUCUGUAUGCCAAGCAAAUAAUCUGAGAAGCUGGACUAUAUGAAGAAGAACGGGGCAUCAGGAUUGGAGGAAGACUCAUUAUGCAGAUGACACAAUCUUCCUUUCUGAAAGUGAAGAGAACUCGAUGAAGAUCAAAGACCACAGCCUUCAGCAUGGAUUACACCUCAACAUAAAGGAAACAAAAAUCCUCACAACUGGAUGGACCAAUAAGAAACAUCAUGAUAAAUGGAGAAAAUAUUGAAGUUGCCAAGGAUUUCAUGGAAGCAGCAGUCAAGAAAUCAAAAGAUGCAUUGCAUUGAGCAAAUCUACUGUAAAAGGCCUCUUUAAAGUGUUGAAAAGCAAAGAUGUCACCUUGAAGACUAAGGUGCACCUGACCCAAGCUAUGGUAUUUUCAAUCGCCUCAUAUGUAAGUGAAACCUGGACAAUGAAUAAGGAAGACCAAAGAAGAAUUGACUCCUUUGAAUUGUGGUGUUGGCCAAAAAUAUUGAACAUACCAUGGACUGCUAAAAGAACGAACAAAUCUGUCUUGGAAGAAGUGCAAUCAGAAUACUCCUCAGAAGCAAAGAUGGAGUAAUUACGCUCACAUACUUUGGACAUGUUCUCAGGAGGAUCAGUCCCUGGAGAAGGACAUCAUGCUUGGUAAAGUAGAGGGUCAUCAAAAAAGAGGAAGACCCUCAAUGAGAUGGAUUGGCACAGAGGCUGCAACAAUGGGCUCUGGCAUAGUGAUUGUGAGGAUGAAUCAGGACCGGGCAGUGUGUCAUUCUGUUGUACAUAGGGUGGCUAUGAGUUGGAACCAACUCGAUGGAACCUAACAACAACAAAAUGCUCUGGGAGUCCCCGGGUGGCUCCUACAGUUAAGGACUCAACUACUAGCUUAAAGGUUGGUGGUCUGAACCCACCAGAGGUGCCUCAGACAACAGGCCUGGCAACCUGCUUCUGAAAGGCCACAACCUUGGAAACACUAUGGAGCAGUUCUACCUUGCACACAUGAGGUUGCCAGGAGUAGGAAUUUUCUCGACGACAACUAACAGCAACAACUUUCUGGAGGGCAGCACCCUCGCACCUCGUUCCCCCUGCAGUGAGAAACAGCGACGGGAACUCAGCCCUGAGCCAUUGGCCCUGAGCAUCCUGUCCCAGUGUGGAGAAAAAACCCGAACAGAAACUCCCAGGGUGCCCCUGUGUCUGCUGUACACUGGGAGAAGGCCCUGGACCUUGCCUCUGUGCUUAAAUCCAUCACUCUAAGUGCUCUGGGCUUUAUGUGCUCGGGGCCUCUCUGUGUGGGGACCUCGUCCCUGUGCUUAAAUCCAUUACCCUAAGUGCUCUGGGCUUUAUGUGCUUGGGGCCCCUUGGUCUGGAGAAAAACCUUUUAAUAAGUCAUUAUUAAAACCAUUUGCCUUUCGACUGUUUGCAUAUAUAAUUCCUGAAAUAUCUCCUCUCUAAUUGUCCAGGAUAGUGAUAUUCAGCAGAGCUCGCUCCCCUUGGAGGCCAUCACCCUUCUCAUAAACCUGCCAUGAAGAGUUUGCGUGGCUCAUGCAGGCCCGGGGCCUGGGGAAGCCCCCAUCUAGCCGUCCAGCGCCCAACUGGAUGGGGAGUAGCGCCUCCAGC